Molecule: messenger RNA, 1533 nt
Organism: Aspergillus nidulans FGSC A4
Lineage: Eukaryota; Fungi; Ascomycota; Eurotiomycetes; Eurotiales; Aspergillaceae
Exons: 6
Coding region: 1-1533 (510 amino acids)
Biological process (GO): transmembrane transport
Cellular component (GO): membrane
Molecular function (GO): transmembrane transporter activity
Source: RefSeq, a predicted model, not a curated record
AUGCGCAUCGAGCAGGCGGCCUUUGUCGAGGGGGGCCCGCGCCCUGAUGAUAUUGAAGAGGCCAAGGCAAGUUCUGUCUUUGAGGAAAAUGCUGUUGGAUACAAGGAAUAUCGAGAGGGGCUCUCUAUCGAACUUACCGCACAAGACACCCAGAAUUCUCGCGUUAGGUGGAAGAUUGACCUCGUUGUUCUUCCGAUAUUUCUUGUGACGCAAGCUUUGCAGUUCAUGGAUAAGACGGCCCUGAACUAUGCAAACCUUUUCGGAUACCAGCAGACCCUCGGCCUUCAUGGUCAGCAGUUCAAUUACCUCUCUGCAAUGGUUUAUGCUGGCUACUUUUUCGGGCAAUAUCCUUGCGGUUGGCUCGUGGGCCGAUUCCCAGCACAACGUGUUCUGGGGUUGAGUUGUCUCCUAUGGGGGUUGACCGUCAUUAUCAUGACUCAAUGUCGGACCUUCUCAAGUGCUCUUGCAGUUCGCUUCAUCAUGGGCCUGUUCGAGGCCGCUGUCACCCCCGGACUCACAUUGAUGACCGGUUUCUGGUACACCCGCCAGGAGAUCCCUCUGCGCCAAUGCAUCUGGUACUCUGCUUUGGGAUGGGGUGGCAUCAUCGGCUCAUAUAUCUCCUUCGGGAUCAGCAAGCUGCCCAUGGACUUUUCGCCCCCGCGGUGGGAGCUGUUGUUCUAUAUCCUCGGGGCUGCGACCUGUCUCUGGGCUGCAGUCAUCUUCUUUAUCCUGCCCGACUCCCCUUCCACCGCGUUCUUCCUGACCAAGUCGGAACGCAUUAUUGCAGUCAAACGAGUGGCCGCUAACCAAACGGGUAUUAAGAACAAAUCAUUUGACACACGCCAGGGGCUGGUCGCCCUGACGGAUCCCAAAGCUAUACUGAUCUUUAUAUCGGUAUUUGCCGCCGCUAUUCCAAACGGCGUUGUGAAUUCCUUCUCGACGAUCAUCAUCCAAGACAUGGGAUUCUCCACUACGAAGACCACUCAACUGAAGUCUGUCGGAGAUGCAGUACUUAUCGUGGCGUUGGUGAUCGGAGGUACUAUAACGUUGACUGUCCCAAACAGUAGACUGCUCACAUCAACUGCUGCAAAUAUCUUGUGCACUGUGGCGGCUGCGUGCAUGGCCUAUCUCCCUCGAGAGAAAACAUGGGCUAGACUGGCUUGUUUCUGGCUGGUUAAUACACAGUCGGUAGGGUUCACGAUCUCCCUGGUCACAAUCUCAUCCAAUAUGGCCGGCUAUACCCAUAGAGCUAUGGCGAAUGCAUUGGUGUUUACCGCUUAUUGCUGGGGUAAUUUUGCUGGGCCUUUUGUCGUGAAACCAUCCGAGGCGCCUGAAUACAAGGGGGCCACCAUCGGUCUUCUCGCCGGGUAUGCGAUCAAAGCAGGCUGCCACCUAGGAUUGUUCACCUACAUGUUUUUGGUCAAUCGCCAUCGCGAUUCCCACUACGGCCCAGCCGACAGGGCUCGCAGUGACGAAGCGGGGAUGCAGGAUCGCACGGAGUUUGAGAAUAAGGAUUUCCGCUAUGUGCUAUGA